UGGCUGUCAAUUUUCUGUUUUCAUUCUCACAGCUGAUUAUUUACAUAUUAAAAAUUUUCUAAAUAUUUUUUAAAUGUUAAAUAAUGUCAUCGGCACAUUUAUCAAGUGGCAGAUGGAAUGUGGGAUUAAUACAGGAGGAAGCACGAAAACAAUUAUUGUGCCUUCUUGAAAGAUGCGAAGGGACAAAGGCAAUCGUAUGGGACAAAUCACUCGCUGGACCAAUUGGUCUUGUGGCAAAAUACAGUUUACUGCAAGAGCACGAUGUAAUUAAAAUGUAUCCAUUGGGCGGAGGUCCAUUGCCUCAAAUAAACGUUGCAAAUAUAAUUUUCAUCACCAGACCGCAACUCGAUUUAAUGGAUUUAAUUGCGGAAAUCGUUCACGGAGAAGAGGGAAGUAAACCACGAAAGGAAUUUCACAUUUUCUUCGUGCCACGACAAAGUUUACUGUGUAAACAAAAAUUAAAAAAUCGUGGCGUUUAUGGAAGUUUCACAUUAAUCGAGGAAUUUUCAUGCGAUUUAUUUCCAUUUGAUAAUGAUCUUGUUUCAAUGGAAUUAAAUAAUGCAUUUCGUGAAUUUUUUCUUGAAAAUGAUCCCACAUGUCUUUAUCAAGUGGCACGUGCAAUUCAAAGUUUACAGAAAAUUUAUGGUAAAAUAUCAAAAGUCACGGGACGAGGACCAGCGGCAAAUAAAGUUUGGGAAUUAUUGCAACGUUUAAAUCGUGAAGAGGAGGACAUUAAACAAAAUAAUUCUCAAACAUCAAUUAUUGAACAUUUAUUAAUAUUCGAUCGUUCCACCGAUUUAUUAACGCCUCUAGUCACACAAUUAACUUACGAGGGACUCAUCGAUGAAAUAUUCGGCAUUAGUAACACAACUGUUCAAUUGCCAGCGGAAAAAUUCCACGAUUCAGACGAAUCGCCAACCGUAAUGACUCUUGAUAAGAAAGAACAAAUUAUUUUAAAUUCAGGGGAAGAAAUUUUUGCUGAAAUCAGGGAUAAAAAUUUCAAUGGCGUCGGACCAGUUUUGAGUCGAAAAGCAAAAGUAAUAUCGUCGCAGUUUGACGAGAGACACGGGGACAAAAGUGUUCAGGAAAUAAAACAAUUUGUCGCGAGAUUACCGCACAUGUUGGCCACGAAGCAAUCGCUAACAAAACACACGACAAUCGCCGAGAUGAUUAAAGAAGUAACCGAUUCAAGUCAAUUUCUCGAAUCACUUCAAAUAGAACAGGAAUUAUUAAAUUGCAUCGACACAGAUAAGCCGAAUUCAUUUAUUGAAGAUAUGAUUGCCCAACAGGAACCACUAUUAAAAGUUUUACGUUUACUUUGCAUUCAGUCGUUGACAAAUUCAGGAUUAAAGGCAAAGCUUCUCGAUUACUAUAAGCGGGAGAUAAUUCAAACCUACGGCUAUCAACAUCUUCCGACAUUGUUGAAUUUAGAGAAAGCGGGAUUAUUGAAAGUUCAACAAUCGUCACGACAAUAUUCGGUUCUCAGGAAGACAUUGAAAUUAACAGUCGAGGACGAAAGUGAAAUUACACCCAAAGAUAUAAGUUACGUGCAUUCAAUUUAUGCACCAUUGAGUAUAAGACUUGCUGAACAAUUGGUUCAAGGUGGAUGGGAAGGAAUAACGGAUAUUUUGGGAUUAUUGCCGGGACCAACUUGUGGUAGUGGUUCAUUAAAUUUGAAUCCAAUUGGCAAGACUGAACGAAGGAAUUCAUUAACCAGUGAAAAUUCAAAUUCGGAACCACCAAAACUUGUACUUGUAUUUUUUAUUGGUGGCUGUACGUACGCGGAAAUUUCAGCGUUACGUUUUCUAUCUCAACAGGAAGAGUUAAACGUGGAAUUUGUCGUCGGGACGACGAAAUUAAUCAAUGGAAAUACAUUUCUAACGUCUUUAAUUGAAGAUCUUCAAGUGACCUGAAUCUUUUGUUACAUAUUAGAAUUUUAAUUGUUAUUUUAUUUAUAGAAUUUUAAACAAUAAACAUUAAUUUUUUUUCUUUGUAAAA
Leptopilina heterotoma is the source of this 1998-nucleotide messenger RNA. RefSeq names its product vacuolar protein sorting-associated protein 33A (gene car). Gene Ontology annotation, biological process: intracellular protein transport; vesicle-mediated transport. The coding region runs from base 84 to 1913 and encodes 609 amino acids. The transcript has 8 exons. NCBI's taxonomy places the organism in Eukaryota, Metazoa, Arthropoda, Insecta, Hymenoptera, Figitidae. The record is from RefSeq and is a predicted model, not a curated record. Gene Ontology annotation, cellular component: lysosome; CORVET complex.